AUGCGUGGUUCCUCCAAGGCAGCAAGCGGCGCAAGCAGAUGUCGCAAUAGUCUGGACAGAGCGGCUUGUUCUCUCGACAACGACCGAACAGCGUCGGUGUCUCGCACACAUACUAUCCUACUUCAAGAUUUGGAUCUGGAGACGAAAUUCGUGCAAGCGUUAUUCGAUUUCAAUCCUCAAGAGGAAGGUGAACUCCCGUUCAAACGCGGCGAGAUUAUUACUCUGAUCAACAAGGACGACAUGAAUUGGUGGGAAGGAUCGCUGAACAACAAACGGGGAGUUUUUCCCGCCAACUACGUGUGUCCGUUCAACCGCUCUCCCUCUAAUACAUGA
This is a messenger RNA of Necator americanus (New World hookworm), 333 nucleotides long. RefSeq lists its product as uncharacterized. The record is from RefSeq and is a predicted model, not a curated record. Lineage: Eukaryota; Metazoa; Nematoda; Chromadorea; Rhabditida; Ancylostomatidae. Bases 1 to 333 code for a protein of 110 amino acids. The transcript has 3 exons. Gene Ontology annotation, molecular function: protein binding.